AUGACUACAGCCGCUCGGCCAACUUUCGAGCCUGCAAGAGGUGGACAAGGUCGAAAUGAAAAAGAUCUCAGUGCCAUUUCUAGACAAUAUUCCAGCAGAGAUUUACCAGGGCACACGAAGUUAAAAUACAGGGAACAUGGACAGGGGACAAUUGAUGAAACCAGAUCAAGAGAUUUCAGAAAGGAACUUGAAGACCGUGAAAGAGACAAAAGGCCUGGAGCUAGAGCUACGGAGCAAAACAAGAGGCUAAAAAUCGAUCAAGUACCUGCCGCCAGCUUAGAUGCAGAUGACCCAUUAGACGAUGAAGAUUCAGAUUCUAGUGAUGAUGAUGACGAUACUGAGGCAUUACUUGCAGAGUUAAAUAAAAUUAAGAAGGAAAGAGCAAUUGAGAUAGCCAAGAAAGAAAGAGAGAGAAUGCAGGAAGAAGAAAGAAUAAGAAUGGAAAAUAUUUUAAGUGGAAACCCUUUACUAACUCACUAUUCUGCUGGAUCUACUAAAACAGAUCACAAAGUGAAGAGACGAUGGGACGAUGAUGUAGUUUUUAAGAAUUGCGCUAAAUCUGAGUUUGAGAAAAAAGCAAAUGUGUUUAUUAAUGAUUCAUUAAGGUCUGAAUUCCAUAAAAAGUUUAUGGAAAAAUAUGUAAAAUAA
This is a messenger RNA of Psylliodes chrysocephalus, 648 nucleotides long. Lineage: Eukaryota; Metazoa; Arthropoda; Insecta; Coleoptera; Chrysomelidae. The record is from the annotation of a GenBank genome assembly.